AGAUUCUGCUAUUACUGUAGUUAUUGGGAAACAUGGUGUUAUUAAUUAUCUGUCUCAUAUGUGGAGGUCUCCAACUCAACCCAAAAAGCCAAGCUUUAUCAACAUACUCUCUUUUCCGGAAGCUUGUGAAUCACUCAAAAAAGGGUUCAUGGUGAAGAAGUUGCGGAGGAAGUUAGAGGGAAGCAGUAAUCUGCAAGAUGAUGAAGAAUGUGAAUUUGAACUUGAAGUUCCUCCUGGAUCAGUACUACUAUUUCCUUCCGAAACAGCUGUGGAUAUCACUGACCUUGAUGCUAUUGAUUUUGAGAUAAAGAAUUUGAUUGUCUUAGAUGGAACAUGGGCUAAGGCAAAAAGAGUUUACAGUGAAAAUCCCUGGCUGAACAUUUUGCCCCAUAUAAAGCUGAAGGUGAACAAGAUGAGCUUGUAUAAUGAAGUAAGGCGUGAGCCUAAAGAUGGCUACUUGUCCACCAUUGAGAGCAUUGUCCAUGUCUUGAAGGCAUUGGGGGAGAAUCAUGAGGGCCUGGAAAAUCUUUUGGAUGCUUUUGAAUCCAUGGUUGGAUAUCAAAGGCGGUUUAAAGAGGAGAGGCUCACCAAACGAUCCUAAGUUUGAAACCUACCUUUCUCAGAGGCACGCAGAUAUACGAGACAAGCAAAAUAUA
This is a messenger RNA of Neltuma alba, 656 nucleotides long. RefSeq names its product DTW domain-containing protein 2-like. The transcript has a single exon. NCBI's taxonomy places the organism in Eukaryota, Viridiplantae, Streptophyta, Magnoliopsida, Fabales, Fabaceae. The coding region runs from base 59 to 601 and encodes 180 amino acids. The record is from RefSeq and is a predicted model, not a curated record.